AGUCUGUUUUGGUCCAAUGGGCGUAAAGGGGUCGGAGUGAGCACUUACAAAGUUGUUGUCAGCGAACUAAGAUGAUACGAGUAGCCUGUUUACGACUUGAGCAGUCUUAAAGUUUAGAUUCUGUCACAAUGCGCUUUGUAGAAGUAAUAGUAAUGACUUUAUUUGUCUCUUUGAUUACGGUAGCGAAGAUUUAAAAAUAUAGAGACAAAAUGCAGGAUAUAGCGACAAAAUAACAGUUGUUAAAACACGCUUACAGUUUAAAACAUUUUUACAUUUAGUUGAAAGAAAAUAAGCGUGGUCGCUAUAUACACCUAAAGGCAUUUGAUAAAGUCUAAACCGAGAACAGAAUACUUUUAUUAGCAUGAUAUAUUAAUAUAUUGUAUUAGCGAAUCAUGAACGAAACGCGGGGAAUUCUUAUGAACUUGGAACGAAGGUUUCGAACGUUUUCUCAGCAACAAUUUAUAUUCGUGAUUGCCCUUGAUCGCUGCAGGAAAAAUUCAUUUGAACCAACUCGCAAAAUCAGUACAAUUGCACAGGUUUACAACUACUGCGAACAUGUGGCUGACAACGCCACAGAUAAAAGGAUAUUUAACAUUUUCUUGUCGCUCGUUCGCGAUCUGGGAGAAUUUCGAAGAUCGUUGAUGAAGUUAUCCAAACAUUCAAGCGAUCCAACUCUGGUUCGGAUUUUCGGGCAAUGGAAGCGACUACUGGAGAGCCGACAGGAUAUAUCUGCCGUCCGCGUCAAGUUUCCAUUCAGUCAUGUCAACCAUUUGAGUUGUGACGAAGCCCGAAAUCACUUCGGUGGUGUGGUUAGUGUGUUACCAGUUGCAAUGGGCUACGCUCGUGAUGCGGUUGAACGAAUUGAAGUCAUAAGAGCGUAUCGAAAGUUCGCUAGAACAGCAAGGGCCCAGUAUCUCCGAGAUAGAGCUAAAGAAAUUGAUCAAGCGCCGAAAGAAUGCUCUGACUCGUCCAGAAUGGAAACCAUAGUUUUUUUGUAUAGUAUAUAGUAGCCUACACAGUUUCAGAAAAUAUAUGAACUUCUAUAUGAGCAGUAAAUGUAACAUUAAGUAAAUCUAUACGACACUAAUUCUUA
Molecule: messenger RNA, 1093 nt
Organism: Ciona intestinalis (vase tunicate)
Lineage: Eukaryota; Metazoa; Chordata; Ascidiacea; Phlebobranchia; Cionidae
Source: RefSeq, a predicted model, not a curated record